AUGAAUAACAUAUUAUAUAGGUCCAUUGGAUCACCUUCAUCAACAUCUACAUUGAUCAAACAACGUCUUUUACAACAAUCAUCAUCAGCAUCAUCACAACAUUGUAGUAGUGGAUGUUUAGUAUUGACAAGGAAUGCUUCAACUGCAACAGCUGCUGCUUCAUCAACAUCAACGACAUCAGCAUUGAUAGAUGAUAUUGUAAUGGCUGAAUCAAAGAGGAAUAAAACACGCAAGCCUCCAACAAACAAGUCGUCAAGUACUCCAAAGUUUACAAAGAAGCAACAACAACAGCAACAGCAACAGCAGCAACAGCAAUUACAAUUCACUGCUCAAGAACAACAACUACAACAACAACUACAACUACAACAACAACAAUUACUACAGAAGCAAGAAGAGAUAUCAUCACAUCAAGAGACACAGCUACAACAACAAUCACAUCAACAAUCACAUCCGCAACAACAACAACAGUCAUAUCAACAACAAUCACAACCGACACAUCAUCAAACUUAUCAAACUCAUCCUCAUCAACCUCACCAGCCUCACCAACAUCAUCAACAAUGGGUGCAAGAUACAUCUCCACCAGGCUCUAAAGCCCAGCAGACUAUUGAAGAUCAAGAUGAAGGAUUCGAAUUGUUGACCAGGAAGGAUAUCCUGGAACUCAUCGAGCUUGAAUAUGUCCAAGGUUCCAUUCAAUUCGUCAAAGCCUUCCUCUCGGCAAUCAAAUAUGGCAACCAAGAUAUCUACGAGGAUAUAUAUAAGUGGAUUGUAAAGAUGGAUAUUGUCGAUACAGAGGUGUAUAAUAUACUGCUCGAGUAUUAUAUCGAUAUCCAGAAGGACGCCAAACGCAUCAAGCAGCUGCUGGCCCACAUGAAACAACCGGCACAAAUGUCCAUAAUGGACAUCAACACAAUGCACAUUCUGCUGCGACACUACCAUGCCGUGGGCGACAACGCCGAGAUGCUGGCGCUGUUUGAGGCGCUCAAGGACAAGUCGUUCGUGCCCAACGACGACACUAUCUCGGUGAUACUCAGCUGCUUUGGCAGCCAGUUCAAGGACAACGAGCGCCUGUUCCAGCGCUGCUUCUACUACCUCAUCAGCUGGGCCGACAUGCGCACCACGGUCAACUUCAACCUGUUCAUCGCCAACGCCAUGGUCCACGACGACCUGCGCUCCGUCAAAUUCAUCUACGCCAAGAUGUACGAGUACGACGUGCAGGCCUCCAUCGACACCUACUACCUGCUCGUGUCGAUGUACAGCAGGCUGGGCAACUUCAAUACGGCCAAGGACAUCAUCCGUCGUGUGCCCUUUGCUCUGGGCCCAUCCGACACCCUAUACUCUGCGCUAAUCAAGUCGUACAUCGAUCACAACCAGGUGGAGAACGCGCUGACCUAUGUGCUGGAGGUGCUGGGUGCCGCCAAGGACCCAGCCAAGGCCGAGCCACUGGGCGUCCUUGUGUACGGCCUGCUGAGCGCCGGCAUGGACCAGCAGUUGAAGCAACUGAUCGCCGUGCUAGAGAAGAAUCAGAUGCUGAACCUGACAUCGUACAAUGUGAUCCUGCGACAGCUCUCGCUCCUGCGUGGCAAGGAGGAGUACCUGGAGGUGUACAUCAAGAUGAUCGCGACGAUCCGUCCCACGUUCCUGACGUUCCGCUCGCUGAUCAACGUGGUGAUCAAGUGCAAUGACCUCGAGGGAUGCAAGAUCCUCGAGCAACAGAUUCUGGGCGAGUUCCACGACUUCAAGGUGGCACUGUUCCGCGACAUUGUCAAGUUCUACUUUGCGCAUCAGGACUUUGAGGCGCUGAACGACACGAUCCUCUACGUGUUCCAGGCGGGUAAUGAAGUUCCCAACGGCAUCAAUCACAUCUUUGUUCAUCUCGAGGUGGAGAACAACGAGCCUCUGCUCGAGUACCUCAUCGCCAAGCUGAACGAGUGUCCACGCGCCUUUGUCUCGAUCCACAUCACCAAGAUCAUUCAGCUGCUGCUCGUAACGGGCAACUACCAAAAGGCGCUCAAGUGGCUGGACAUGCGCCAGAACAUCUUUGGCAUCAACAUCGACUCGUUCGCCAUCCUACCCUUCUUCUACUUCCACAAGCUGCGCGGCGAGUAUGAUCUCUGCGAGUACUGGUUCAAGAAAGCGGCCGACAACAACAUCAACCUGAACGUGCCCCAGGCGUUCGAGGCCUACUUCAAGAACAACCUCAGCACGGACGGCACGUUCCUCGACUGGAUGACGCACGCUGAGGGUGAGCCAUUCGAGGAGUUGUACAAGCGUAUCAACCGUCCCGAGAAUCUCUACUUGAAGAACUACAAGAACACACAGCAGGAGGGUCAGUUCGUGCAGAGGAGCUACAACCCACAGGACAGAGACUGCUACGAGAACAUUGAGAUUGAUAAUAUGUACCAGGGUCUCAUCAAGCAGUCACAUGCUCACCAGCAGGGCCAUAUGAAGAACAAGAAGAAGCAUCAAAAGAGAGGAGAGAGCGAGAGCGAGGUGUUGGCCGAGCUAAGUACGACUGGCACUGGCCAGCAGAGAGUGGCACACCUCGAGUUUGCCGGCCGCAUUUCACAUCUGCUCAAGAACUCGCAGGUCCAGGAGGCCACCAGCGAGAUGGACGCACGCUUCGACGCCAACCAGCCAGACAGGAAUGGAUGCAUCGAGUUGAUCAACUACUUCAUGGGCCUCAACGACGAGGCCAACGCCAGGAAGUACUUUGUGCGCUUGGCUGAGCACAAGAUCAGCACGCCGCCUUCGACCACGCAGCGUCUGUUGCGUCUGACCUACAGCAUGGGCACGAUGGAUGAGUUUGUCAACUCGUUGACACCAGAGAAGCGUCCCAGCGACUUUGAGUCCAGAUACCUGCAGUUCUUGAUUGGCGCAGACUUUGAGCGUGGACUGCGAGAGCUUCAAGACUCUGCGCGCGAGGAGCUACUGCUGUUCAACCCACACUUCAAGAACGCACUGACACUUGGCUUCAUGCAGACGCGCAAUGUGCCAAUGGCCGAGCGCGUCAUCGAGUCAUUGAUCCGAGGCAACAUCAGUAUUACAUCACAGGUGGUCCACGAGUAUGUCAGCCAUGCCGUUUCCGACAUAUCGAUUAAAAAGCAGAGAUAUCUGGAACGUCAAUUACAACAACAACAAGAUCAACUGGAACAAGGAGUCCAAUUACAAGAACAACAAGAGCAUCAAAUGUCCGAGAUGGAUAUGAUGUUGGGAUUCAAUCCAAGCACAUUGGUUGGCAUCAAGGGAUACCUGCGAGCACGUUCAAUAGCACCGCCACACGACAUUGACAAGGUGUUGAAGGAUCUCAAAUCGUUUCAGAAUCAACAAAUAACAAUCAAGUGA
Acytostelium subglobosum LB1 is the source of this 3342-nucleotide messenger RNA. RefSeq lists its product as hypothetical. Gene Ontology annotation, molecular function: protein binding. Lineage: Eukaryota; Evosea; Eumycetozoa; Acytosteliales; Acytosteliaceae. The transcript is spliced from 2 exons. The record is from RefSeq and is a predicted model, not a curated record. Bases 1 to 3342 code for a protein of 1113 amino acids.